Symbiodinium necroappetens is the source of this 4887-nucleotide messenger RNA. Lineage: Eukaryota; Dinophyceae; Suessiales; Symbiodiniaceae. The record is from the annotation of a GenBank genome assembly.
AUGCCCAGUGAGUUCGCCAAUGACCGUUUGCACGGUCAGGGUACCUAUACCUGGAAAGAUGGCCGUACCUACGAAGGUGAUUUUGUUGAAGACCGACGCGAGGGUGAAGGCAGCCUGACCUGGCCAAAUGGCGAUCGCUAUGUCGGUGCGUUCAAAAACAAUCUGCUGCACGGUGAGGGCGCUUUCACCUGGGCGAAUAAGGACUCUUAUCAGGGCACCUUUGUUGAAGGUCAGCGCACCGGCAAAGGCAGAUUUGUCUGGCACACGGGUGAGGUUUACGAAGGUGAUUUUGCCAACGGUAUUGUGCAGGGGCAAGGCAGCUACACCUGGGUUGAUGGUCGUCAGUAUGUGGGUUUUUUUGAGGCAGGUAAAAAAAUUGGUCAGGGUGUUUUUAUCUGGCCUAACGGCAACCGCUAUGUUGGUGAUUUUGUAGCAGACGCACGCAGUGGCUUCGGCGUUUUCUAUUGGCGCGACGGUACAGUUUAUCGCGGUCAGUUUGCUGAAAAUCGUCUGCAUGGCUGGGGUAUCAAGCGGCAGCCGGAAGGGGUGCAGGUUUUGCAGACCUGGCGCCGUGGUGAGCUGGUUUUCAGCCAGCCUCUGGAGGCGCAUGCGCAAUGCAGUCUGCGCCACCUGGAGCGUGACUGGAUGUUUACCAGUGAUCGUUGCAUAAAUGGCAUGGCACAUGGGACAGGUGUUGCUGCCAGUCUGGAUGGGCGCAUGAUUAUUCCCGAAGGGCGUUUUGUGCUCGGCCAGCUGGUGGAAGGUGCAAAACCAGGCGGACAGCCGUUGAACGACGGGCAAUUGGGUGUGGAGAUUCCCGGCGUCAUCCUCGGUGAAAUUCUUGGUCGAGGCGGUAUGUCUACGAUUUACGCCGCCACGCAAAAAGGUACUGAGCAAAGAGUAGCGGUAAAGGUUCUUAACGCCGGCGCUGCCGCGCUGCCUUAUGCUCGCUCACGAUUUCUGAACGGCGCUAAGCUGCAUAGCCAGCUGAAACACCCGAACAUUGCGCGCGUCCUUGAUUUUGGCGAAACCCAGGGUAACGCAUACAUUGUGCAGGAGUAUCUUGGUGGCGGUGAUCUGAAUCAGCAGCUGCAGAAGGGGUUGCAUCUGCAGGCAGCGAUUAAAAUCAUCAAAGACAUCGCCAGAGCCCUGGAUUAUGCACAUGCUGUAGGGGUCAUUCAUCGUGAUAUUAAACCGGAAAAUAUUCUGUUCCGGAAAAACGGCAGCGCUGUACUGACCGACUUUGAUAUUGCGGUGGCAGCCUCUCAGGAGGAUUCGAAAACGGCGCAAGGUACGGUUUUUGGUACGCCGGAAUAUAUCAGCCCGGAGCAGGCGGCGGGGCGCCCGGUAGAUGGCCGUUCUGACUUGUACAGCCUCAGCGUGGUGAUGUUCCGGAUGUUAACCGGGGAUCUGCCUUACCGUGCUGAAACGGCGGUGGGUGUUGGUAUUAAACAUCUGCAGGACCCCAUCCCGAAGUUGCCCAACUAUCUGGCCGCGUUUCAGCAGAUCAUAGAUAAAGCUCUGGCAAAGAAGCCGGAAGCGCGUUAUCAAACCGGCGAAGCGUUGGUGGAAGCCCUGGAUGGCAUCCGUUCAGAAGCGGCGGUGCCUGAAGCCACGAUAAAAUCUCAACCGAUCAAUACCCAGGAAAUUAUUGCGGUUGGCGGCGAUCUGUUGUCAACGACAAGAGAUCCAGCCCGUCAGGAGCGUCAAUCACUGCGUCUGAAGCGUCGCCGUCGAAUAAGAUCAGCCCUGGUUAUUGUGCUGCUUGCAGGUCUAGGUGCAGGUGGUUAUUACGCCCUUGAACAGCAACUGAUCAAUCCCGAGCGUGUGCUUGCGCAACUGGGUAUAGGUGAAGAUCCUCUGUUGAUUGUGGCCUGGUCUGAGGCGCAAUCCAUGCGCCAGGAUCCAAAUCAGGGGCUGACAGCCAUUGUUGCCGCAUAUCGUCGUGUGCUGGCCAUUGACCCCGAUCAUGCAGGGGCUCGGUCCGAAGUGGCGAGCCUUAAUGCGGAUUGGAAAGAAAGCAUUGAAGAGGCAUUUGCGCAACGCAGUCUGCAGCGGGCCCAAACCCGUCUGAAAGAGGGGAAAAACGUGUUCCCUAAUGACCCGCAAUGGAUGCAGAUGGACAUUGAAUUGCAGGACCGGCAAAGGGCUGAGCGUAUUGUCAGUACUACCAAAGCGCUGCUGACCAGUAACGGAAUAUCUGAUCUACCCAGCGCAACUGCUGCGAUUCAGUCUUACCAGGAAGUUCUGCGCCUGGCGCCAGGCCACCCGGAAGCACAGCAGGCGCUGAGCGAGAUAUCUUUGCAUUACGCCGGGCUUGCAAGCGCAGCGGCAGAAACAGGCGAAGUUGCGAACGCAAUUAACCUGUUGGAACGGGCAACAGCGGCGGAUGCCACGGUGACUAUGCUGGAUGACGUGCGUAAAUUAAUUUCCCAGGCAACCACCGCACGUGCCGCCAUUGAUGACCUGUUACAGCAGGCCCGUCAAUAUCGAGCUGAUGGACAACUGAUAAAGCCGUCAGGAGAAAACGCGGCAGAGCUGUAUCAUCGUGUGCUCGCUACAGAUCCGGAUAAUGUGUUUGCGGCGCAAGGUCUGGACGAAGUCACCGCUCAGAUCACAGCCAGUGCGGAACAGCUGUUAGCCGAAGGUGAUCUGGCGUCGGUGGAUAUGCUGGUUGCUCAAGCGGCAGCCGCAGGUAUGAGUGAGUCUAUUGUUAACGAAAUCCGUGGGCGCAUGGAUACUGAGCUGGAACGCCUGAGUACCAUUGAACAGCGGCUGGCACAGGCUGAGGAACUGAUUGCACAAGGCUAUCUCACAGCGCCGACCAACGAGAACGCCAUUACUUAUCUGCGCGAAGUACAACAGUUGGACCCAGGUAACGAGGUUGCCGCUUCGUUGCUGCAACAAUGUGCUCAACGCCUGGCCGAAGUUGCACGCGAAGCCUACGAAUUCGGAUUGGCCGAUGCUGCCGAGCGGUACCUGAAUCUGGCGUUGACCAUUACCCCGGAAGUCGCAGAAUGGGUUGCGUUGCGCGAGAGACCUGUGGUUAUUCCCUUAGGGGACGCAACAGUCAGCGUUAACGGUCAGGAACGAGCUUCGCCAGUGCAGCUGAUUAUUGGUGAUACUGUGGGUAUCGGUCAGGAGAUGCUGCAGGUAGGCAUAGAGGUCGAGGCGCGAGACCCCGAUGCGGCGCAAAGCUGGAUUCUGCGCGGAGACGAUGAUUCACGUCAUGAAAUUCGGGGUGAGUUAUCCAUCGGCCGCGCGAGUUCUGCGGACAUUUCCAUUCCAAAAGAACAUAUCUCCCGGCAUCACGCCCGUCUGCUGGAACACGAUCAAAUGAUCUGGAUUCAGGAUCUGAAUUCAGCCAAUGGCACUCGACUGAACAAUACGCCAGUGAUCGGCGGUGCGCGUAUGUUCCAUGGUGACUACAUUUACUUUGACAAAGUGCGCUAUCAGCUGAUUGGUCAGGGUGGCGCGCUGACACCGGUGCAGCACUUUGUUGAUCCCCUGCGAGGCACACGCAACCAGCCGCCACCAAAACAAUUAGAUACCACUGAAUUUACGGCAGUGGAGGAACCGCUGCUGGCACCUGCAGGGGUGCCGGCAUUAGGCGAAACCGGUGCAUUUCUGCUUGGUGUUUCUGAGUCAGUAGACGGGAAAGUGCUGCGGUUGGGCAUAGGUGAGUCGCUGCUGGGUCGUGCAGAUCAUUGCCACAUCACCAUUGCGGAUUCCACCGUGUCCCAGGAGCAUGCAAAAAUCAGCGUGCGACCUGAAGGCGUCAGGGUAACCAAUCUGAUGUCGACCAACGGCACAAAGGUUAAUGGCGCAGAUGUCACCAGUGCGGAACUGGUGGAUGGUGAUGUGUUAAGAGUCGGGCGCGUGUCUCUGGUGUUUAAAGACAUUCCAGCCUCGCGGGUAGAAGAGCACCCGAUACUCAAACAUCUGUCAGCCUGGCUGGUGGGUGCGGUAGUGAUCGUCUCGGCGUUGCUGGCGAUACCCUUUCGACGUGAGCUCGAAUUCACCUAUGGUGCGGCGGAAGUGAUAGCGCCGGGCAUUCGGCGUGUCAUUGCGCAAAACCCCAGCCCAUUUACUUUGUACGGUACAGGGACCUAUAUCCUUGGUACUGGCGAGGUUGCGGUUAUUGACCCCGGUCCCGCAGAUGCUGCGCAUAUCCAGGCGAUUCUCAAGGCUGUAGAGGGGGAGAAGAUUACGCAUAUUCUUGUCACCCACACGCAUAUGGAUCACUCACCGGGCUGUCGUUUGUUAAGACAGCACACGGAUGCACCCACUUACGCAUACGGCCCCCAUGGCGCAGGCAAACUGGAAGAAGGUGUACCCGUCGAAGAGGGUGGUGAUAUGGAAUUCGACCCGGACGUGCAGGUGCGCCAUGGCGAUAUCAUCCAAGGCGGUGACUGGUCGGUAGAGUGCGUUUAUACGCCUGGUCAUACGUCUAAUCACAUGUGUUUUGCCCUGCGUGAAGCAAAAGCGCUGUUUACCGGUGAUCAUGUAAUGGGCUGGUCCACCAGCAUCAUUUCACCUCCAGAUGGCGAUAUGGCUGAUUACCUGGACAGUCUGGCGCUGCUGCUGGAACGUGACGAUGAGGUGUAUUGGCCGACUCAUGGCGCAGCGAUUACCGAACCAAAAGAGCUGGUGCAGGCGUUCAUUGAGCAUCGCAAGGAGCGCGAAGAACAGAUUCUGCAUUGCAUUGAUGAAGGCGUUGAAGUCAUCACUGACAUGGUGCCGCUGAUGUACAAAGGCACACCUGAAUUUAUGUAUCCUGCUGCUGCGCGUUCAGUGUUUGCCGCGGUUGAGUAUCUGGUGGUGCGGGGUGUGCUGACGGCGAAAGAUGGUAAGCUGAAUCUCGACGGGCAGUUCCAACGCGCCUGA